GUGGCAGAGUUCAAUUAUCAGUUGACCUUGGAGGAAACAUGUACACCCCGAGGAGACUGCUGUACGUCUACUGUACACAAUCCUCUAGUUGUUGUACAUGUACAUGAGUGGAUGGUCGGGGUAGCUUUGAUUAUGCUAAGGAUGUGGAAGGUUAAUGUUGCUACAGUGUUUACUACCCAUGCUACUCUACUCGGCAGGUAUUUGUGUGCUGGGGCCCUGGACUUCUACAAUUACUUGGCGAACUUCAAUGUUGAUGUUGAAGCAGGGAAACGAAAAAUCUACCACAGAUACUGUUUAGAAAGAGCUGCUGCAAGCCUCGCCCAUGUUUUUAUAACUGUUAGCGAGAUUACUGGCGAAGAAGCUCAGCAUUUGAUAAAACGAAGACCUGACUUUAUAACCCCGAAUGGUUUGAAUGUUCUGCGCAUGUCCCAUGAGUUCCAAAAUCUGCAUCAGGUUUACAAGUUGAAAAUUCAGAAGUUUGUUCACGGUCACUUCUACGGGCAUAUAAACUUCAACCUGGAUAAAACCCUAUUCUUCUUCAUCGCAGGCCGAUAUGAGUUUGGGAACAAAGGAGGAGACAUUUUUAUUGAAGGAUUAGCUCGGCUCAACCACUACUUGAAAUCUUGUGGCAGCGACGUCACUGUGAUCGCGUUCAUCAUAUUUCCAGCGAAGAAUACAAGUUUUAAUGUGGAUGCACUGAGGGGACAUGCAAUCAAUAAAUCCCUCCAGGAGGCUGUGGCGGAUGUACAAGCUAAGAUUGGGAAGAAAAUGUAUGAAUCCUGCUGUCGAGGUGAAGCUCCAGUGCAAGAAUCCCUCCUGGAAACUAAUGAUUUAGUGAAAUUAAAGCGCGUGAUAUUAGCUUCCCAGAGAUCUGAAUGGCCUCCCAUUACCACACAUAAUCUGGUGGAAGCAGACAAGGACCCAGUUCUACUUGCGCUCAACAGAUGUCACCUGUUAAAUGCUCCAUCUGAUAGAGUAAAGGUUGUUUUCCAUCCUGACUUCUUGAAUUCAGAUAAUCCGCUUCUCGGACUCUCCUACGAUGAAUUCAUUAGAGGAUGCCAUUUAGGCUGUUUUCCCUCCUACUACGAGCCCUGGGGUUAUACUCCUGCGGAAUGCACUGUGAUGGGUAUCCCUAGUAUCACGUCUAAUCUAUCGGGGUUUGGAUGUUUUAUCCAGGAGUACGUAGCAGAUACCAAGGCCUACGGUGUCUACAUUAUAGAUAGGAAAAAACAGCGGAUUAUGCAGAGGAACCGAACGGAACGUCUUUCCGACCUUCUAGAUUGGAAAAGAUUGAACAAAUACUACACACAGUCUCGUGUUACUGCAUUAGCCAAGAACUAUACUGAAUACUUACCUGAAACCAUUGCUGAAGCUAGCUCAUCUUUUUAUAGGUUUCCUAAACCCGGAAGUUCAUUCUCCUUAUCCGUCCGCCGUAAAACUGAACCGGAAGAGGCGGAGUCUGAGGCGGAGAUUGAUCAAGACACUGAGGCGGAGAUUGAUCAAGAGAACGAGUUCGAGGAUGAAUUUUGACCAAGAGUUUUUAAAUCAAGGUUUGUAGACUGUCCUGAUUAUAGAUCAUUGACAAAGCUGGUUUUUUUUUUCUUUGUUUUCUUUCCUCUUUUUUUCUUCGCAUAAACUCGAACCACAAUUUUCGACCUUGUUCUCAUUUUUACUCCCUUUUAAACUAUUCUUCAAACAUACCUAUAUUUCUUGGCUUUUCUCACCGUGCUCCUCCUUCUUAUCUUGAUAUUUCAGAACAGUCUGGUAUUCAUUAUCAAACUAACCCUUUCUCCCUAUAAUUUCCCCUAUCUAAUAUAAUUUUAUCCCUCUUCUCGUUUCUAUAUUUCCUAAUUCCCUAUCUAAACACAAUCUCCCCAAAGUUCUCCUAGUCUGACAGAAAUAGCAUCAAAACUUUCUCAAAAUAUAUUUUGUUAAUUGAUUAAACUCGAAACAUUUUCAAAUUUUGCAAAUCAUUUCGAGAGAACACUAGAAUGGAAAAGUUAAAGUCAAAAGAAUUU
Molecule: messenger RNA, 2018 nt
Organism: Eurytemora carolleeae
Lineage: Eukaryota; Metazoa; Arthropoda; Copepoda; Calanoida; Temoridae
Product: glycogen [starch] synthase
Exons: 23
Coding region: 112-1530 (472 amino acids)
Biological process (GO): glycogen biosynthetic process
Cellular component (GO): cytoplasm
Molecular function (GO): alpha-1,4-glucan glucosyltransferase (UDP-glucose donor) activity
Source: RefSeq, a predicted model, not a curated record